AUGAAAGUUUUAUUGAUUUUGUGCGCAUUGGUGGCUGCAGCUUCAGCCGGCAUCAUCCAUGGUGGCUGGAAUAAUGGUUGGAAUUCGGGAUGGAAUGGUGGCUACACUUCAUAUCCCAAAGUAAUUAAAGUAAUACGUGUUGGUGGUGGCGGCUGGAAUGGUGGAUGGUCUGGUGGUCAUGGAGGUUGGUCUGGUGGCCAUGGCGGUUGGAAUAAUGGUGGGUGGAAUGGUGGUUAUAUUAGCAGGGGAAGUGGCUGUCGUGUUGGUGGUGGCGGCUGGAAUGGUGGAUGGUCUGGUGGUCAUGGAGGUUGGUCUGGUGGCCAUGGCGGUUGGAAUAAUGGUGGCUGGAAUGGUGGUUAUAUUAGCAGAGGAAGUGGCUGGUGGUGA
Musca vetustissima is the source of this 387-nucleotide messenger RNA. RefSeq lists its product as uncharacterized. The coding region runs from base 1 to 387 and encodes 128 amino acids. The transcript is spliced from 2 exons. The record is from RefSeq and is a predicted model, not a curated record. Lineage: Eukaryota; Metazoa; Arthropoda; Insecta; Diptera; Muscidae.